Messenger RNA from Epithele typhae, 2835 nucleotides. RefSeq lists its product as uncharacterized. Lineage: Eukaryota; Fungi; Basidiomycota; Agaricomycetes; Polyporales; Epitheliaceae. Bases 1 to 2835 code for a protein of 944 amino acids. The transcript has 17 exons. The record is from RefSeq and is a predicted model, not a curated record.
AUGUGUGGAUCUGUGGGUGGAUCCACGGAUGAGCCGGAGUCGGAGCCGCGGCUCCGCUCUUCCAGCGGCUCUGAUCCAUGCGGAUCUGGAUCAAGCCCCCGGAAGUCACCUGAUCCGUGGGUUCGGAUCCGGAUCAUCCGUGGAUCGAGCCGCAAACAGCCUUACGACGAGUUGUACGUCACCGCGGAUGGGAACUUCAGGCACCACACUCGGAACAAGGCGACGGACCACGAGGACUACAGCCUCUAUGGAGACGCGGGAUUCUUCGCUUCAGAACAGGGGUUGGAGGCGCAUCUGAAGAAAGUGGGCAAGACGGACAAGGAACCGUCGGAUUGUCACACCUUCAAGGCGAGCGGAUACAAGGGUCACUCAGGGCCAGUCACCGGGCUUGUCGCCGUCGUGUGUCGUCACGGCUUGGUAGUGGGCGGGAGCGUCGUCAAUCUGGAAAAGGGCGAAAGGUUCGCGAUGGUGGACUACUCCAUCAUGUCGGCGGGGGGUCAGUUCAAGGACCUGAGGAAGUGGAAGCUGUGGUACGACGUCGGCUGCCAGUUCAGCAUCAAGCUCGACGCACGCAUCGAAGCCAUGAAGAUGUAUGCAUCCCAGAUAACCCCAAUCAAGUGGCUGUCGGAGCGCAUCAGGCCGACGGUCAUCGAGGUCGCCAUUGGAGACUUCCACAUACGCGCGCACAAGACGGAGUGCCAUGUUUGUUACAACGGAAACCUGCGUGUGGGGGGCGCGCGCAUGGCCGGAGAGAUGUGCGAGCACGUUUGGGCGAGGAUCAACAUUGUUGCGAAUCGUACGAAGGAGAUGGGGCGGGCGAACCGGGCCGACACAACGCAUCGCGCUCUGGAUCACUUGAACAUGGACAAGAUCGUCCGCAUGCCUGAAGCCCUGCGGGGCUAUUACCUCGUCGGGGCAAAGCGGUACGAAGAGGACAGGAAAUACUUGGAGGGUAUGGAGGAGAGUCUAGAAACGUCCCUCCGAGGUCUAGUCGGCACCUGGAGCACCGAACUCCGGACGUGGUACGAGAACAUCGCCGACGUCAACGUGAAGGACAAAAGGAACGUCGCCACAAACCCCUUUGUACUGGACGCCACGUUAGAUGUUGGCUUCGAGGGCAUGACGGCACGUCUACGGGAAGGACAGGACCAGGAGCUGAAGGGCGUUGGGACGACAGAGGCAGGAGGGAUCACCGAGGCGAUCGAUGCGAUGAUCCGCCUCGAGAAUGAGAAGCGAGACCUCCUCGCCGCGCUGCAGGUGUUCGAUCAUCAGAGCCCCACCCAUUGGAAGCAACACAAGCAAGAUUUCGAAAACUUCCUCGUACAGUCUACAGAAGCAUGGGAGAGCUACAACCGUCACAUCACGCCCAUCUUCCAGGUCGUCGCUGAGCAGUUACGCGCUGCGAACGCGAGCCCCGAGAGUCAAUACCCUUGGGCGGACGACCCCUUGGAAGCGGAGCCGGAGAUCGAUCCCAAGAGCGUCGGGAGUCUCACCGUGCAGCGUUGGAUACCAGAGAUCCAGCAAAUGAUUGGGCACAAGAACCGUCAGAUGAACACGAACGCAAAGCAAACUACCGAAACCCGUCUAUCUCAAGAGCGCCGGCUGUUCAAUCGCUACCAGCAGCUGCUCGUCAGGCUUGGCAUGAAGAUCGACCAGCAGCAGCAGCGCGACCUCAAGCUCGACGACCGCCUCGUUACGACACUCGGGCAACGACGGGCGGGCGACACGCACAAGGCCGGGGACUGGCUGUGGGGCGACGCGAAGUGGAUCUUCGAUAUGAAGGACAAAGAACAAAGGACCUUCGUGCUGGCUAGUGAGCACCACGUUAUCCUUUUGAGUGGGAUCAUGGAGAGAUGGAAAGAGGAGAUGUUUUUGCGCUCCGAGGAGAUGUUCCGGAUGCGCGAGAAGGAGGAGGGGAGGAAGGGGGGUGCGGUGUUCUACAACCGGUGCAAAUAUGAUCGCAAGCGCCUGCUAGACCGCACGAAGAAGACGUUUGAAGGCAUCCCCUUCAUGCAGACGAUGGGCUUGGGCGCAGAAGCGAAGCAUCCUGCGCCUGUUACCAAACCCUUGAAGGGUAAGAAGGGGGGAAGGGCAAGCAACGGUGCGAAGGCACUUGAAAACACCAAGGAGAGCCGCGAUGGCCACCGCCGUGAGACGAGACCUGCGGGCUCAGAGCGUCUGCGUGCAGAGGUAAACGCCCAUGCUUUCGCUCUGCCCGAAGGCCGACGCGGCGUCCUCACCUACUCCGCCAUCUUCCAUCCGCACUUCCAGGACGUGGCCAAAAGAAUGACUUUCCAAAUUAAACAACCUAAGGAUGGAGAGAGCACCGAUGGGCCGCUGGAACGCGACGCGACGCGUGGACCGGUCCCCAUUUCGCCUCACAACAACGACCGGAGCAGCAUUCGCGAGAUGUUUGAAGCUUAUGGGAACGAGAUGGUUCACGGAGAAGUCCAUGUGGCAUCCGACUGGACUUCAGACGCAUGCCCCAAGGGCACCAGGGGUCUCUGUGUCGGGAAAGGGCGAACAAACGGCGAAGCGAGUGAAGAAUUCUGGGCGAGCUUUACACGAAGCUACGCACUGGACGUUCAGAGGAAGGGUCAAAAGUCAAAGGAAGCUGCCCUCCAUCAAGCUCAGAAGCGACUGCAAAAUUGGGUCAAGUACGGAACUCCGUUUUCGAAACGGCGCUGCGAUGACGACGAGGGCGACGUCGAAGACGGGCCCGACGUCGAAGCGCGAGCGUUGAAACGACGCCGCGAACAUCACGAGCGCAGUCAAGGCGGCUCGGAAUCCCAUGUCGAGACGGACGGAGAGGAGAAGAUGGAGUGCGAUGACUAG